AUGUGCGGCCAUCCGUGCACAGAGCAAUGCCAUGCGCCGUACGCGUGUUCCGAGAAGAUAUCGUGUUCGUCCAAGAUUGCAGUGACAUGUAGCUGCGGACGAUUACGACAAGAAAGACGCUGCAAUGCCGCUAAGGCCGUGACCUCCAAGGGCCAGGUGCAGUCGCCCCAACGCCACCCAGAGUUGACACCGUUGACGUGCGACGAUGAAUGUACGCGCCUAGAGCGGAACCGCUCCCUGGCGGGCGCUCUCGGCAUCGAUAUCAACCAGACAACCACGCUUCAAACUAUCACAGCCGAGAACCUCCCAUACUCGGAAGAGACUCUGAACCAAUACGUUCAGCUCGCAUGCUCGGUGCCUCUAUCAACACUCCAAACCUACGAAUCCAAUCUCCAAGCCCUAGCAGCAGCAGACAAACCCACCCGCUCAUUCCGCUUCCAACCGGCGAAAGCCACUCUCCGCGCAUUCGCGCACUCCCUCGCCGCAGACUGGGGCUUCGUGACGGAAAGCCAUGACCCAGAACCCCACCGCCACGUUUUCGUCUUGAAACCGAUUGCCUGGAUGCCUCCCCUCUUUGGCAUGGGGAGUGGCUCCACCAUCGGUAUCGGCAGCAUGAGCGUGCGCGAGUGUGUCAAGCUCCGCGAGCGUGAGCGCAGCAAAGAACAAGAAGCGCGCCGUGUCGCUGCGCUUGAGGCUAAAGCCACCCGUGAAGCCGCCAAGGCACAGGCUAGUACUGGCAACGGCGGAUGGGCUCAGGUUGCUUCGAAGAGCAAGGGUAGUAGUGGGGCUGGCUCGAGGACUGGAACUCCGGUUCAGAACUCGUGGGUGAGCAAGUCUAUUUAUGCUGCUCUUGAUGGUGAUGGUGCGAAGAAGGAGCGCUUGGUUCUGAGGUCUGGUGUCGGGGCUGGGAAGUCUAUGCGUGCCAAGACCCCUGCGCCUGAGGUUGUUGAUGAUUGGGAAGAAGCUGAAGAGAAGGAGGAGAAAGAGGAAGCGGGGGAACAGGACCCGGACCAGAGCCAGGAAAUAUCCGUUCAUGAGGACCCUGAGGGAAAACUUGAACUUGCUCCUGAAUCUUGUGGUCCCGAGACGGAGACUCCGGCGGAAGAUCGCCCCACUCAAGCUCAAGCAACUGUUGCAGAUGAUGUGCCAAUCUAA
Penicillium digitatum Pd1 is the source of this 1155-nucleotide messenger RNA. The record is from RefSeq and is a predicted model, not a curated record. NCBI's taxonomy places the organism in Eukaryota, Fungi, Ascomycota, Eurotiomycetes, Eurotiales, Aspergillaceae.